Trachymyrmex cornetzi is the source of this 3882-nucleotide messenger RNA. RefSeq names its product methionyl aminopeptidase und (gene und). Gene Ontology annotation, molecular function: metalloaminopeptidase activity. Gene Ontology annotation, biological process: proteolysis. Gene Ontology annotation, cellular component: cytoplasm. The record is from RefSeq and is a predicted model, not a curated record. The transcript has 6 exons. The coding region runs from base 52 to 1476 and encodes 474 amino acids. Lineage: Eukaryota; Metazoa; Arthropoda; Insecta; Hymenoptera; Formicidae.
UGCGCCGACUGUGCCUCUGUGGUUUGCCGUUAUUCGUGGUUAUUCGCAAAAAUGGCGGCCGUGCUGGACGAGGUUGGCAAAUCCGCUGAGAAACUCGUGGACGAGGAGAAGAACGAAAUCGUCGACGAGGAAGACAAAACUGGAGCAGCAGAGGCGUCGAAGAAGAAAAAGAAGAAAAAAAAGAAGAAGAAGGCCGGUGCUGGAGAAGCUAGUGCAGAUGUGCCAGAAGGAGAAGAAGAUAAAGCUAAGGAUGAUGAUGCAGUGGCCGAAGGUACCACAGAGGUGACAGAGAACAACGGUGAAAUCGAAGAAGUCAAAAAGAAGAAAAAGAAGAAGCGUAAACCCAAAGAUAAGGGAGGGGUUAAGCAGCAGACAAAUCCACCGACUAUUCCUGUGUCGGAAUUGUUCCCGGAUGGUAAUUUUCCAGUGGGACAAAUAAUGGUUCACGGACCUGCCGGGGUAGACGACAGGAUGGCCAAAUUACGCUUCACGAGCGAGGAGGCACGCGCCCUCGACAGAAUGCAUAAUGAUAUUUAUAAUGAAGCCAGACAGGCAGCCGAAGCGCAUCGACAAACUAGAAGGCAUAUCAUGAACUGGAUCAAGCCGGGAAUGACUAUGAUAGAAAUUUGUAACGAGCUGGAGGAAACCGCUCGGAAAUUGAUAGGAGAGGAUGGUCUCCUGGCUGGAUUGGCGUUCCCGACCGGUUGCUCCCGCAAUCAUUGCGCGGCUCACUACACUCCAAACGCCGGUGAUCCAACUGUUCUCGAAUACGAGGACGUCACAAAGAUCGACUUUGGUACUCACAUUAAUGGGCGUAUUAUUGAUUGUGCGUUCACUUUGAUUUUUGAUCCCAAAUACAACCCGCUGAUUGAGGCUGUUCGCGACGCCACCAAUACCGGUAUCAAGGCUGCUGGUAUCGAUGUACAAUUGUGCGAUGUUGGUGCUGCUAUUCAAGAAGUUAUGGAAUCGUACGAGGUGGAACUGGAUGGUAAAACUUAUCAGGUGAAAUCAAUUAGAAAUCUGAAUGGCCAUUCGAUUUCACCUUACCGCAUACACGCCGGAAAAACGGUACCGAUAGUUAGAGGUGGCGAAGCAAUUCGAAUGGAAGAGAACGAGUUCUACGCGAUUGAAACUUUCGGAUCUACUGGUAGAGGCGUGGUUCACGAUGACAUGGAAUGUUCACAUUACAUGAAGAGUUUUGAUGCUGGUUUCGUGCCAUUGAGAUUGCAGAGCAGCAAGUCUCUUCUUAACACUAUCAACAAGCAUUUCGGUACUUUGGCUUUUUGUAAACGUUGGUUGGACCGCGUCGGUUGUACCAAAUACCAAAUGGCGCUGAAGGAUCUUUGCGAAAAAGGUGCCGUAGAAGCGUAUCCGCCGUUGGUCGACGUCAAGGGCUGUUACACUGCUCAGUUUGAGCAUACACUCGUUCUGCGUCCCACAUGUAAAGAAGUCAUUUCUCGCGGUGACGACUAUUAAAGCGCAACCAUUGUUUUACAUGAAUUAUUAUCGGAUGUCAAGAUGUAUUUUAAUCUCGAUGUAACAUCAUUAUCGAAGCAUCGAAUACUGCAACGUUUGAUGCGAAAAAUAAUCAUUGUAAUACGUUAGUAACGACAUUUCUGAGUGUACUAUCCUUUGGUUUUUUCUCAAUCGCAAAAAGGUACCAAGUAGUAAGAUUCGACAUAGACGAUAAAAGCGUAUAUACCAACAACAAUCUAAAACACCAGGUGUUUCCAUGCGUGUCGUUUAAAUGUCUUCUUCGUAUUUCUAAUUUUUUUUUUAUUUCUAAUAUAUGUAUUUUAAGAAAAGGGUCUUCGCUGUUAUAUUUCUCGCAACGUUUUUUUUAUCCACUUUAUUACUGGUUCCUUACACGUUGGAAUGGAAAUGACGGGGUUGAUGUUUAGUGUUGAAUAAAAUAUAUUUGGAAUCCGAGAUUUUAUCAUUGUGACGAUCUCUCUCAAGAUCCUGAAUAUCUUGAUUAAAUUUAUGUUAAACUAAAUAUGACAAACGUAAGUUAGCAUAUACAUACACGUGACAACUGUACAAAAAGAAAACGAAAGUAUCUUCCGUUUGUGGCUCCUCUAUUGGUUGGAUAUACGGGUAUAUUUUCUUAAAUGCGAGUUAUAUAUUAUAAGAGCUUUGUGUGGAUCGCUUGAUAAAUUAAAGUUGUAACAAACUUAACGGUUUAUAUUAUUUUCGAUCUAGUGAUACUGCGCACCUUUGUAAGAUUCGUCAAAUGUAAUGAGCCACAAAAUAUAGUUAAAUUUAAUGUCGAUACUUAAAUACGAUUAAUAAUAAUUGCUACUAUGCAAGGCAGAUGUCAGAUUUGUCUUACUGCCGUGUAACGAAGUACAAGAACACAUGGUCCCGCGGAGUCCUGACUUUAUUCGUCUCUUGUCUCCUAGCGGAAACUACUUUUACUUUCAGGUGGCAUCACUUUCAUGUAAUCAUAACGAUAUAAUUUUGUCAUUCAAUUCUCAGAGAUUAUCUAAAAAUAAUGUUAAGCUCCAGUUGAUCUGUUCAUAGCUGCUCACUGUAUCCAGAUGUCAUCGCGACAAAUCGGUAAUUUUAACAAUGAAUUAUGUGAUUAGUUGCAUGUUAGCUUCACGGAAUCGGUCCUACAUUUAUCGUGAACGAGUUUAUUUAUUUCAUAAUGUAAGAAAAUGAAAACAAAGUAAUGCCACCAUCUAAGCUUCGUACAAAAUACAUUCUAUCUACGUGCCCGAAAUCGCGUCGAAGAUCAUGGAAAACAUCGUCGUGACUUUCUGGAGAGAAGGGAAGGGAUCGCCUUCGACACGAAGAGAACUCUUACACAGACGUGGAUACGUAUCGAGGAUAUCCGGGCAUUCGCGAUUCAUGACUCCUGCUUGAGCGAUUAAUCCUAAACGCGGCGCAAAACGAAUAUUAUUUUGUCUGUAACGAAACGAUAGAUUUUAUUAUCAGUGUGUAGACAAAUAUUUCGAGAGCGAUCCUUGCAAAUAUCCGCCACUGGUGAUUUUUAUGACAUAAUUUGAAUAUUCUCAAAUUAAAAAAAAAUUUAAUAUCGCUCAAGAUCAAAGGCUCAGAGCAGAGACAAUUUCCCAUUUGAAUAAUCGGCAAACAUCAUCCACAAUUAAAUUCUUUCGCGUUAUCUCGCCGUCAAUCUACAACUACUAUCUAUUGUCGAUCUGUUCUACUGUGCUAUCCCGUCGCUGAUACCUUCGCGACGAAAUCUCCGUCCUCGUAAGAAAAAAUACGUCGAUUAUUGUAUCCGAGUCAACGUUAGCACGUACAAUAUAAUUGGAUUACCGCGAUUACCGCAUAUAAUAACGUGUUGACAUACUAAUUGGUCGUCAAACGCAUACUAAGCUCGACUGAUCUACUAUUAAACGAAGACACGUGGUUGGUUGUUGAUUGUAUUGUACAUUGAGAUACCCGAUAUGCGUUUUAUGAGAACCACUUGCGUGCCGCUUGAUCCGGGAUAAUUCGCACACGACACUAUAAUUUACGGCGUCUAAACUGGCGCGUCAUAAAGAUAGUCUUUAAUUUUCAAGACACGAUGUCAUUUUGGUUCUUUGUGUUGUUUGGGAAUGAUUUUACGACGGAUGGCGCGGCGAUAUGACGCGUUAAACAUCCACGAAAUGUUCCUCGAGAUAGAUCCCCAGCGAUCCUGCUCGUGAUAGCAAUCAAAUGCGCGCUCGUUACGUUCCAUCGUGUUAUCUUAACGCCUAAUAUUAAGAACUAACGCCUGUUACAACACGCGUCUUUCGACGCGCCAAAUGACGCCGUUAAUAAUCCUUGUGUCAAAGAAAUCUUAUCGGGUUAUGCAUAUGUACACUGAUUGCAAUCGAUAAGGCGCUGAAGGAUGAAAUUAUGAGCCGCCCAUUCGAGCGGAUCGUCCUCUUC